GGGCAGGGCACAACACUGCAGCACUGAGACACUGAUUUCUUCAGCUUUGUUGUUGUCUACAGUUUAUAUCAGUUUAUCAUAUUCAACAUAACUAAGAGGUGUAUGACAAGUAAACGUCGAAAAUCGAGCUUGUGCCUUCCACCCCCAAACCACGGAGCUCAGAAUGUACCCCUUCAGAGGGAUCUCAGCACGCAUACAGGAGGACAGACUGCAGGCGGAGGGGAUGGGGACCAACGAGCGGGCGCAGAAGUUCCUGAACCAGGACUAUGAGGCCCUGAGGCAGGAGUGCCUGGAAAGUGGCCGUCUGUUUGAGGACCCCAGCUUCCCAGCCGAGCCCCCCUCCCUGGGCUUCAAAGAACUGGCCCCCAACUCAUCCAAAACCCGUGGUGUCAAAUGGAUGAGGCCUACAGAGCUCUCAGACAGCCCCAAGUUUAUUGUCGGUGGGGCAACCAGAACUGAUAUUUGUCAAGGAGCACUAGGCGACUGCUGGCUCCUAGCAGCCAUUGCCUCCCUCACCCUUAACGAGAAGCUACUAAACAGAGUGGUCCCUCAUGGCCAAACAUUCCAAGAUAACUACGCUGGUAUUUUUCAUUUCCAGUUCUGGCAAUUUGGAGAAUGGGUGGAUGUCGUCAUUGAUGACCGAUUGCCUGUCAAAGAUGGAGAGCUCAUGUUUGUUCACUCCGCCGAAGGGAAUGAAUUCUGGAGUGCGCUGAUUGAGAAAGCCUACGCUAAGCUGACCGGCUCGUACGAGGCCCUAUCAGGAGGCAGCACCACUGAGGGAUUUGAGGACUUCACUGGCGGCGUGGCGGAAAUGUAUGAACUCCGCAAAGCCCCCAAAGACCUCCACCGCAUCAUAGGAAAAGCCCUGGAAAGAGGAUCUCUGCUGGGCUGCUCCAUCGACAUUACCAGUGCCUUUGAUAUGGAGGCUGUGACCUUCAAGAAGCUAGUGAAAGGCCACGCCUACUCCGUCACGGGGCUGAAGCAGGUGAACUACCGCGGUCAAACGGAGAGGCUGAUACGAAUCAGAAACCCCUGGGGUCAGGUCGAGUGGACCGGAGCCUGGAGUGAUAAUUCACCGGAGUGGGACGCUAUUGACCCAUCUGAGAGAGAAGACAUGCACUGCCGCAUGGAGGAUGGGGAAUUCUGGAUGUCCUUCCAGGAGUUCCUGCGUCAGUUUUCCAGGCUAGAGAUUUGUAACCUGACGGCUGACGCCCUCAGUGAGGACAACCAGAGUUUCUGGAACACCGUCAAGUUCGACGGAGGCUGGAGACGAGGCAGCACCGCGGGGGGAUGCAGAAAUCACCCGAACACCUAUUGGAUCAAUCCCCAGUACAAGAUCACACUGCUGGAGGAAGAUGACGACCCAGAAGAUGACGAGGUGGCCUGCAGCUUCCUAGUGGCUCUCAUGCAGAAGGACAGGCGCCGCUACCGCCGUCAAGGCCAGGACAUGCAUACCAUUGGCUUCGCCAUCAAACAAAUCUACUACCAGUUCAAGGGUAGCCAGAAUGUCCACCUGAAGAAGGACUUCUUCCUGCGUCAUUCGUCGUGUGCCCGCUCCGAAACAUUCAUUAACCUGAGGGAGGUGAGCACCCGCCUGCGCCUGCCGCCUGGGGAGUACCUGGUGGUCCCCUCCACCUUCGAACCUGGGAAAGAGGCUGACUUCGUCCUCAGGAUCUUCACCGAAAAACAGUCAGACACAGAGGAAAUGGAUGAUGAUGUGGUGGCAACCUUUGAAGAUGAAGGGGAAAUCUCAGAGUGUGACAUUGAUGAUUCAUUCAGAGAUAUGUUUGCUCAGCUAUCUGGGGAGGACAUGGAAAUAUCCGUUUGUGAACUCAGGACCAUCCUCAACAGGGUGGUGUCCAAACACAGGGACCUGAAGACUGAUGGGUUCAGCAUGGAAUCCUGCAGAGGCAUGGUUAGCCUCAUGGAUAAAGACGGCAGCGCUCGCCUUGGCAUAGUUGAGUUUCAGAGUCUGUGGAACAAGAUCAGAAAGUGGUUGGGGAUCUUCCGGCAGUUUGAUAUGGACAAGUCAGGAUGUAUGAGCUCUUAUGAGAUGCGCCUGGCUUUGGAGUCUGCUGGGUUCAAACUUAAUAACCGACUGAACCAAGUGCUUGUUGCCAGAUACGCAGAGAACGAAGUAAUCGACUUUGACAACUUUGUCUGCUGCCUGGUCAAGCUAGAGGCCAUGUUCAAGGCCUUCCAGGAGUUGGACAGAGAAAACACUGGAACUGUUGAACUGAAUAUAACAGAGUGGCUGUACAUGACCAUGUGUGGUUGAAGUACUCCACAAUUGAUAUUCCAGUUUACAAUAGAGAACUCCAACAAUGGAGGACGACAUGGCCAGCGUGCACCCUGAAAGUGUGCACCAUCAACUAGACUAGCUGCACGUCCCACUACCCCAGGGAGGAUCUACAGUACUGUGCUUCUUAUACACAGGCUACAUCCUACUAUUUUCAGCUUUAAAUGCCUAUAAAAAAGCCAUGUUGUUUCAGCUGUUCCAGCAUUAAUACUUAAAAAAAUGUCCACAGAUAGUUCACAUGUAAAUCCCUGCAUGGUUAAGUUCUGUGGUAGUACUAGAAUGUAUAUUUAACUUCAGAUGACUAAUGCCUCAGUAUGUGCCUCUCCUGACAUGAUGACCUGUAAUAUGAGCUCAUUAGGCUAUACCAAUAUCUAUAUAACAGGGGCCAAUUCCUGCAUAUCAACACAAUACUGGAAGAUCAACACUUUUAGAGGUGUGUAGCAGCAAUUUGUCAUUUAUUGAUAAGCUAAUACGUGUUAUAGUGCAAUUAUAUUUAAUCUCAAUGCACAUUUAGAACAUAAAAAAGUGUGAGAUGUGUUGUAGAUGGUCCUGACGAAGCCGCAAACUAAGAGAUCACCUGGUUUUCAACAACAUACACCUACAUUAAAAAGAGGGUGAGGUUGUCAAUGGAAAAGUAGACCUGCCAAUGAAAGUUGCACAUUGACAUGCAGGUGAAUGUUUGACUAAUGUAAUUAAACAAAAGUGAUUGCAAAUUGAAA
Messenger RNA from Osmerus eperlanus (European smelt), 3018 nucleotides. RefSeq names its product calpain-1 catalytic subunit-like. Gene Ontology annotation, molecular function: calcium-dependent cysteine-type endopeptidase activity; calcium ion binding. The record is from RefSeq and is a predicted model, not a curated record. Gene Ontology annotation, cellular component: cytoplasm. Gene Ontology annotation, biological process: proteolysis. The transcript is spliced from 22 exons. NCBI's taxonomy places the organism in Eukaryota, Metazoa, Chordata, Actinopteri, Osmeriformes, Osmeridae. The coding region runs from base 164 to 2278 and encodes 704 amino acids.